AUGCGCGCCGCUCUCCUCCUCCCGUGCGUGUUUGCGCUCGCAGCCGCUUCCGGCCCGAUAGCGCGGCACGGCGGGCACGACGACGACAUGAUGGACGGCGACAUGAUGGGCGGCGAGAUGAUGGCGAGCGCCAGCGAGCCCAGCGACCCAAAGUGGACGGCCACCUCUGCGGCGGCGGGAGGAGAGGCGGCUCCGCGUCCCUUCGGCACGAUGACGGAGUCGGUCCAGCCGUCACCCACGCCCGGAUCCGACGACCACGGCGACUCCCACGACACGCCCGCGCACCACGACGACCACCACGACUCGCAUGAGGCUCACGACGCGCCGCCCGAUCCCCACGGCCACCACUCGCACGCUCCCGUCAAGGAGUUCCUGAACGACACCGAGAUCCACCGCUGGCACAAGUUCCCCCCGACGUAUCUCGACGCCGACUUCCGGCUGACCCAGGACUCGGUCAUCUUUGGCGAGGAGCUGCCCGAGAACUGGCCGGGGGACACGCCGAGCCACCCCGGUCUCAUGGUUCUGCACGUCGCCGCCAUGUGCUUUGCGUACUUUGGCGCUCUCCCCGUUGCUCUCUCGCUCCGUGCUGCGGGACAUCCGAGCCACUACCUCGUGAACACUGGCUUCAUCGCGCUGGCCGUGUUUGGGUGGAUCAUGGGUAUUGCCUACAAGGCGGCGAUGCCUGACUUCUACCCCGGCGCCAAGCACGGCGGGAUCGGCAACAUUCUCGUCCUGUUGUCCAUCGGCCUCGCGGUGCUGGACAGCAUGGGCCUGAUCGCGCGCGCGAUCGCGUUCUACCGCUCGGGCUCGCGGGACUGGAAGAACUUCUUCUUCGACGCCCUGCAGGGCGCCAAGGAGGACCGCUUCGGCGAUGCGUCGCGCUACGAGAUGGUCGGGUUCAACGAGCGCGGGUCGAAUGCGGUCUUUGAGCUCGGCGACGACGGCGACGACGAGGACGGCCUCGAGUCGCGCCACUCGACCGGCUCCGAGGGCACGCUGCAGGACACGCCGUCUGCGUCCUCUGCUGGCUCGGCGCACCACUUCGAGAUGGGCGACCGGCCCAAGGGCAAGUCCGUCUCGCGGCGCCAGGGCGCAUUUGACGCGCACCACGAGGACGACCAGCACGAGCACGAGGAGCCCGAGGUUCCCGUCGUCGCGGAGAAGUACACGGCGAUGCGUAUGGGCGAGAUCGCCCUGACGUGGGUGCGCCGCACGCAGGUCGUGAUUGCCUAUGUGUGCAUCUGCACCGGUAUCCCGACGUAUCUGGGCAUGUGCCGUGCGGGCUUCAUCAACACGUGCGCCGCGCACAUCAUCAAGGGCAGCAUCUUUUUCGGGUACGGCGUGCUCACGUUUGCGCGCUACCUGGGCGCCUACGCCGACAUGGGCUGGGCGUGGAACCGCAAGCCUGCUGGCUCUCGCGCCGUCAGCGCCGAGAUGGUCGAGUGCUUCGUCAUCUUCCUGUACGGCAUCACGAACACGUGGAUGGAGCGCUUUGGUGCACACAAGGGAGACCCCUACACUGUCAAACAGGUGCAGCACAUCUCCAUCGCGGUCAUGUUCUGGUUCGCCGGACUGGCCGGUAUGCUCCUCGAGUCGCCGCGCGUGCGCCGCGUCCUUGGGGCUGCGAUCCAUGCCGCCAACCCCCGCGCUAGGACCCCGCCCUCCUACGCGUUCAGCUUCAACCCCCUCCCCGCGCUCGUCAUUGCCGUCACGGGGCUGGCGAUGGCGGCACACCACCAGGACUACAAGUUCCAGGUCGCCAUCCACAGCCUCUGGGGCAUCCUUCUCGCUGGCGGAAGUGCAUGCCGGUUCCUCACCUACUUCUUCCUCUGGCUGCGCCCGCCUACCGAGUCGACGCUCCCCAGCCGCCCGCCCUCCGAGGUGCUGACGUCCUUCGGCUGGGCCGCCGGCGGUAUCGUCUUCAUGCUGUCUGAUGAGGAGGUCGCAUUUGCCGCCAUGCGCGCCGGGUUCGACGACAUGAUGGCCUUCCUCAACGUCACGGUUGCGCUCACGUGUCUCAUCUUCUGCUGGAUCGUCGUCGUGCUCGCCUGUAAGGGCUAUGCGCUGCUGCGUCUCUCGAAGGGCGUUUCGCUCGACAUUGAGUCGGCCUAA
Trichosporon asahii var. asahii CBS 2479 is the source of this 2112-nucleotide messenger RNA. RefSeq lists its product as uncharacterized. The transcript is spliced from 3 exons. Lineage: Eukaryota; Fungi; Basidiomycota; Tremellomycetes; Trichosporonales; Trichosporonaceae. The record is from RefSeq and is a predicted model, not a curated record. Bases 1 to 2112 code for a protein of 703 amino acids.